Messenger RNA from Dothidotthia symphoricarpi CBS 119687, 3326 nucleotides. Its product is annotated as aminopeptidase-like protein. Gene Ontology annotation, biological process: peptide catabolic process; proteolysis. Gene Ontology annotation, molecular function: zinc ion binding; metalloaminopeptidase activity; peptide binding. Gene Ontology annotation, cellular component: cytoplasm. NCBI's taxonomy places the organism in Eukaryota, Fungi, Ascomycota, Dothideomycetes, Pleosporales, Dothidotthiaceae. The coding region runs from base 485 to 3142 and encodes 885 amino acids. The transcript is spliced from 9 exons. The record is from RefSeq and is a predicted model, not a curated record.
CCACCACUCAAGCUCAUGUGCUCGCACGCGUACUGCAACCAAUAUGACGUGCCUUGAGCCAUUCUCGAGACAUUUCGUGCCGCUAGCGACGCAGGGAUGUUCCCCACCUUCCCUUCUGAGUGUGUUGUUUGCAUCAGCCCUGCCGUCCCACGCGAUUGAACUCCGCCAUCACCCCGCCUGAGGUCCUUCAAAGCUGGCUGCCAUUUCUCUUUCCGCGAGGCUUAGUUCUCAACCUCAGCUUCUGACCAGGCUAGCUAUUAGACCUGUUCAUCGUCCCGCCUCUGGGCUUGCAUCGCUUUACUCUAAACUCACGCCACUUGAUACUGCAAGCUCCGCAAGCUUCUCUACCAGAGCCAGAGAGCUUCAGACGACAUCGCGUACGCAAUCGAGGCUCAGACCGCGAUUCAACGUUGCUAGGUCGACUACUCCUCUUGGAAUUCAGAAAAGGUUCUGCCAGAGCGAGGUUACUAGUAGCUUUACAGACAUGGCGUCCGAUAGAGAUAUCCUCCCUGCCUGGGUCAAGCCAGCGCACUACUCCGUCUCUCUUCACGAUCUAGAGUUUGGCGGAGGCUUUAGCUUCAAGGGAACAGUCACGAUCGACACGAAGAUCACGAAAGAUGACGGCUUCAGCGAGCUCGUUCUCAACGCCCACCAGCUCAAGGUCAGCAGUGCUGAGCUGAAGACUGGCGACGCCACCCGAUCGGCGAAGAACAUCUCGUACGACGAGAAGCGCCAACGGGUUACACUUGACUUUGGAGAGAAGAUUGACUACUCUGGAGAGGCUACUUUGGAGGUCAAGUAUGAAGGAACAAUCAACAACAUCAUGGCUGGUUUCUACCGCUCUAAGUACACGCCCAAGGGUGAGGUUCCCGCCUCUGUCGCCAAAGACGACGAGUUCCACUACAUGUUCAGCACACAGUUUGAGUCCUGCGACGCUCGCCGAGCUAUUCCUUGCUUCGACGAACCCAACCUCAAGGCAACUUUCGAUGUCGAGAUCGAGGUGCCGAAGGAUCAGAUUGCAUUGAGCAACAUGCCGGAGAAGGAGACCAAGCCCAGCAAGCGUGAUGGUUUCCAUACCGUGGUCUUCGAGCGUACGCCGGUCAUGUCGACCUACCUUUUGGCAUGGGCCAUUGGAGACUUCGAGUACGUUGAGGCUUUGACGGAGCGCAAGUACAACGGCAAGAGCAUCCCUGUGAGGGUUUAUACCACUCGUGGACUGAAAGAUCAGGGUCGUUUUGCGUUGGACAACUGCCACAAGAUUGUCGACUACUUCUCCGAGGUCUUCCAAAUCGAUUAUCCCCUUCCCAAGGUUGAUCUUCUGGCUGUUCAUGAAUUUUCACACGGCGCCAUGGAGAACUGGGGUCUCAUUACCUACCGAACAACGGCCGUACUUUUCGAUCCCGCAACAUCCGCAGACAGCUACCGAAACAGGGUUGCCUACGUUGUUGCCCAUGAGCUUGCCCACCAGUGGUUCGGUAACCUUGUCACUAUGGACUGGUGGAGUGAGCUCUGGCUCAACGAGGGUUUCGCUACUUGGGUAGGCUGGUUUGCCAUUGACCACUUGUACCCUGAAUGGAAUGUCUGGGGGCAGUUUGUUACUGAUGCUGUGCAACAAGCCAUGGCACUUGAUGCGCUGCGAACAUCUCAUCCCAUUGAGGUUCCCGUAUACGACGGUCUUGAGGUUGAUCAGAUUUUCGAUCACAUCAGCUACCUGAAGGGCAGUUCAGUCAUUCGCAUGUUGAGUGCUCAUCUCGGUGAAAAGGUUUUCCUUCAGGGCGUUGCCAACUACCUCAAGGCGCACCAAUAUUCGAACGCCACCACAAACGACUUGUGGUCUGCCCUCAGCAAGGAGUCAGGCAAGGACGUCAACAGUUUCAUGGACUUUUGGGUCCGCAAGAUCGGGUUUCCAGUUGUCACCGUCACCGAGGAGGCUGGUAAGAUUGGCCUUCGUCAACAGCGCUUCCUCCUGGCUGGCGACGUGAAGCCUGAAGAAGACUCAACUGUUUGGUGGAUCCCCUUGGGACUACACACUGGAUCCUCCGCUUCUACUGCCUCUCUCCACAAGACAGUUGCCAUGACGAAGAAAGAGGAGACUAUCCAAGAGAUCGACACAGGGUUCUACCAAGUCAACAAGAACCUCACGGGCUUCUACCGAACCAAUUACACACAAGACCGUCUUAAGAAGCUUGGAGAGGCUAGGCAUGACCUCACCGUAGAAGACAAGAUCGGACUGAUCGGAGACGCGUACGCAAACUCCAUUGCCGGGUUUGGCUCCACGGCUGGUCUCCUGGCGCUGGUCGAGCGCUUCCAAGACGAAUCCGAAUAUUUGGUCUGGUCGCAAAUUCUUACCAACAUCGGUAACGUGCGCAGCGUCUUUGCUGGCAGUGAGGACAUAAGCAAGGGUCUGCAGAAGUACCACCUCAACCUGAUCACACCCGCUGUGGAGAAGGUCGGUUGGGAGUUCAAGGAGGGCGAAGGCUUCCUCAUCGGCCAGCUCCGCGCUAGCCUCAUCACGUCAGCCGGUUUAGUCGGCCACAAGGCGACUGUGGACGAGGCUUUGCGACGAUUUGAUCUCUACAUCUCUGGAGAAGACAAAUCAGCCAUCCACUCGUCACUCCGUAGAGCCAUCUUCGCCACCGCCAUCAAGCAGCGUGGCGAAUCAGCGUACAAAGCCAUCAAGAACGAGUACCUCACCACCACAUCGAUCGACGGCAAGGAGAUUUGCCUACAAUCUUUUGGUCGCGUCCAGACACCCGAACUUGCGCAAGACGUCUUGUCGUUCAUCUUCUCCGACAAAGUCGCGAUGCAAGACAAGCACUCUGGCACCAUUGCGCUCGCCAACAAUGCCAAGGUCCGCACCGAAGUGUGGAAGUUCAUCCGUGACAACUGGGACUCUGCUAUCCACCCUACUCUCAGCGGCAAUCUCGUCGUGCUCGAGCGCUUCUUGCGCUUCGGCCUGAACAAGUUCUCGGAUGACAAGAUCGCUGAUGAGAUCGCGGCGUUCUUCAAGGACAAGGAUACGCGCGGAUACGACAAGGGCCUUGAGGUCAUUGAUGAUACGAUCAGGAGUUAUGCUAAGUAUGCGAAGAGGGACGAGGGCGUUGUGAGGGAGUACUUGAGUGGUAGCGGAUACUUGUCUUGACUUGGGUCGAGACUUUGAAGCGGUGUGGAAGGUGCGGUACGCCUGAAAACGAUUGUAGAAUGAAUAUCGUCUUACGUUAUAUCAGCUCUUGUGCUUAUGGGUGGUGGUUUCUCGCAGCAAUAGGUUGUGAACGAAGCGUAAAGCAUAUAAGAUGUUCCAAGGCUUACAUGCAGUGUCCGUUGGC